CCCCACAGUAUAAGAUAUAAGAUUUUGUCUUGUUUUAACAAAGAGCUAAAAAAUUUUAGCUAUGAUUCUAUCACACUUUUCAAAAUACGCAGCAGUUUUUACCCUCUUUGUUCUGAAUGUUGGUGCUUUGGACACUUUUAUUGCUGCAGUAUAUGAGCAUGCUGUUAUAUUGCCAAACAAAACAGAAAUGCCUGUUUCCAAGGAAGAAGCUUUGCUCUACAUGAACAAGAACAUCGAUGUUUUGGAGAAAGCAGUUCAACUGGCGGCCAGGAAGGGUGCUCACAUAAUUGUGACCCCAGAAGAUGGAAUUUAUGGCUGGGACUUCACAAGGGAGACCAUUUACCCAUAUUUGGAGGAUAUCCCAGCCCCUGAAGUGAACUGGACUCCAUGUAGAGACCCCAAGAGGUUUGGCUAUACCCCAGUUCAAGAAAGACUCAGCUGUCUGGCCAAGCAGAACUCCAUCUAUGUUGUGGCAAAUAUUGGGGACAAGAAAGCAUGCAACGCCAGUGAUUCUCAGUGCCCCCCUGAUGGUCGUUACCAGUACAACACCAAUGUGGUAUUUGAUUCUCAGGGUAAGCUGGUGGCACGCUAUCAUAAGUACAAUCUUUUUGAGCCUGAAAUACAAUUCAAUUUCCCCAAGGAUUCAAAAGUUGUGACUUUCGACACUCCCUUUGGGAAGUUUGGCAUCUUCACUUGCUUCGACAUUUUUUCCCAUCACCCAGCUGUGGUAGUGGUGGAGGAGUUUCAAGUUGACAGUAUUGUUUUCCCCUUGGCAUGGUACAACACGCUACCACUCCUCUCUGCUGUACCCUUUCAGUCAUCAUGGGCCAGAGCUAUGAGAGUCAACCUACUUGCUGCAAACACCCACAAUACCAGAAUGCACAUGACAGGAAGUGGAAUCUACGCACCAGAAGCGGUCAAAGUCUAUCACUAUGAUAUGGAAACAAACAGUGGCCAGCUGAUGCUCUCUGAACUGAAGUCCAGGCCUCGGAGUGAUCCCGCUUACCCCACACCAGUUGACUGGAGCGCUUAUGCCAGAGGUGUCAGGCCUUUCUCCUCCGCACAGUCGGAUUUUCCAGGAACAAUUUAUUUUGAUGAGUUCACCUUCACGGAGCUUAAGCAAAACACAGGAAAUUACACAGUUUGCCAAAAAAACUUAUGCUGUCACCUAACCUACCAGAUGUCUGAGAAGCGAGCAGAUGAAGUGUAUGCUCUAGGUGCUUUUGAUGGGCUGCACACAGUAGAAGGACAGUAUUACUUACAGAUAUGUACACUGCUGAAAUGUCAAACCACAGACCUGAGGACGUGUGGGGAGCCUGUGGGGUCAGCUUUUACCAAGUUUGAAGAAUUCUCCCUCAGUGGCACAUUUGGAACCCGUUAUGUUUUCCCACAGAUCGUUCUCAGUGGGAGUCAGCUUGCCCCGGAAGGAUACUACGAGAUUUUAAGAGAUGGACGUCUGAAGAGCCGAAGUGGAAGCCCUUUGCCUAUCUUGGUUAUGGCCUUGUAUGGAAGAGUGUUUGAGAAGGAUCCUCCACGCUUAGGGCAGGGACCUAAGAAAUUGCAAUGAUCUCCUUCAGUUCUAGUUUUCAGUGUUGGUCCAGUAAAAGGAGGAACAAAAUAGGGGCCGGAGCUAUAGUACAGCGGGUAGGGCAUUUGCCUUGCAUGCGGCCGACCCAGGUAAUAUCCCCAGCAUCCCAUAUGGUCCUCCGAGCAUCACCAGGAGUAAUUCCUGAGUGCAGAGCCAGGAGUAAACCCUGAGCACCACCGGUGUGACCCAAAAGUAAAAAAAAAAAAAAAAAGGAGGAAAAAAAUUAAGAAUUUAGCUCUAGUAUGGAAAAGAUGUUAUAAUUUUGCUGAAACAAACUUAGAUUAAAAAAUAAUGAAUGUAUGUGAAUUAUUGAUCCUUUACAUAUUCUAUUAUGUGUUUUAUUAUAGUACAUAGUUGAUUUUAUAUAGAAACUUUUCUUUUGUAUAGGUGCCUCUUUCAUGUAGGUGUUAGUAUGUGGAUGUAUAGAGCAACAGCUAUAAAUGUAAGGAUUGCUAGAAAAAUAUUUUUCUAUCCUUUUUGUGGUGAUUGAUGUUUGUAAAACUUCUUCCCAUCAUUUGUAAAUGUGCAGGGUAAACAAGUAUUAUUUAAAAGUUCAUCAUACUCAAUUAAUGUACAAAUAAUUAAAAUGUAAGGGCAUUUAGAAAUAACUAUGAAUAAUGUUUUUGUUAAUUAUAAUUCAUUUUUAUUUCUAUCACCUCUUAUGUUCAUUUAUAUGAAAUCAUAUUUUUUAAUAGUGCACCAAGAUUUAUUUAAAGGCUUUGUUGAUCAGGUUACAAAGUUGUCUUAAUCUAAGCCUAGCCUAAAAUUGCCCUUCUACUCAGGCAUAACAUUUCGAAAGUUUUUGCCCCAUAAA
This is a messenger RNA of Sorex fumeus (smoky shrew), 2402 nucleotides long. Its product is annotated as vascular non-inflammatory molecule 3-like. The transcript has 7 exons. The record is from RefSeq and is a predicted model, not a curated record. The coding region runs from base 62 to 1567 and encodes 501 amino acids. NCBI's taxonomy places the organism in Eukaryota, Metazoa, Chordata, Mammalia, Eulipotyphla, Soricidae. Gene Ontology annotation, molecular function: hydrolase activity, acting on carbon-nitrogen (but not peptide) bonds, in linear amides.